ACUCCUAAAGUCCAGUCCUGCCCUGAGUAAAAACAGAACGGUUUUAGUGGUACACUGAGAUUCCCUAGAUGUGGUGCAGCCUUCCUGCGAAAUAGUUGUGCGUGGGGGGAGGGGCGUGGAGAAUAGACAUCCCAUGUGAAUGCGUGUGUGACUAAAUUGAGUAUGCUGGAUGAUGCCUUCUUUGUUUUCAUGACCGGCAGCCGCUCAGCACGUGGUUGGAGUAAUGCGCCUGUUAUCUGUGUGUGCUUGAGAUCUGGAUUAUGAAUGCCCCGGUUAGGUUUCCUCUGAAAUGUUUUAAUACGGUGUCCUAAUUUCUCAUCGUUUUGAUGAAAUUCAUCCAAGUAGAUCGUAGCUCAUAGCGUCUCCUGUUUAGCACGACCGCCUCACGGUUUUGAGGUUGUGGGUUCAGAUUUCGAGGGGUGCGAGGGAUUCCCUUCCACAUUCCAAAGACGUGGAUGUUGAGUUCAUUGAAGACUUGAGAUUUUCUUGUGCGAUUCAACGGUUUUUUUGUUUUUGGUCAACUGGAACCAGCUCACCUGGUAACUAAAUGAAAAUAAUAGUCCAACUAGACAAUGUAAGCUUGUUAUGGUUUAAUAAUUUUGACCUGACAUAUGAACCCAGGACCUCAGAACUAUGAGUCAAACCCGCCAGUCAUCAUGCUGCCUUUCCGUACAUUUGUUGCGCUCCCUCCAAACCCAACAUGGUCGGUAAACCGUAAUCUUGCUUUGCGUUGAUCAUGUCACAGAGCAGCUGUUUGCUAAUGCGGCUAAUGGGUCAAAAUUGUGUUACGCGCUGACUUGUUCGGGGACGUUUCUCCCUACCUCUGGGCCGCCCGGCGUCGUGCCAAGUUUUUAUUAUGACACGUGACGAAUUUGGCCCGGCGGUAUUGUCCUCAUUCAGCGGUAUGAGUUGUCGGAGCCACGGCGUACACCAUGUGCGUCGCACAAUGGUGUCCAUGCGGCUGGGGGGAGGGAGAAACUGAGAGCGAGGAUCCAUGUGGUGUGUGUAUUAACUGAGUCGCCCUCCCCGUGGUAGAGGCAUAGGCAGAUUAGGAGUGACUGUUAUAUAACACCUGCAGAAUCACUCAGAGGAGACCUUUGUGCGCCAUUGCCCAGCACAGGAGGCAAGAGUCUGCAGACGUAUAAUUAGGAAGGUCCCAAAAUGUGGGUCAGUGUGGGCUUGUGUGGCUUUAAGGCUCACUGGGUCUUGUUUAGCUAUACACACAUACGCACGCACCCGUGUGCAUGGUGGCUGGUAAACUGGCUGUUAGAAUUCAGAGCAAACUGGUUCCUUCAUUCCGCUGAACUGACAUGACAUCGGCGCUCAUCUCACUUUCUCAAGAUAAGAAUGGAAAUUGAAUCAUGGAGACUUUGUAAAUUGCGGUGAUGAGGCAGUCGUUGAAUAUCUGUCAAGUGCUGCAGGACUGAAGCCUAAACUGGAGAAGUGAAAGAAAACCCAUAGUCCGAGCAAACGUCCCGGAACGGAGGUUCGAACCCCAGAAACCUGCAAACUGCGAGGCAGAUGCGUUAACACUAUUCCACUGUGUAAACGGAGCGGCUCAUAAACCACCAACGCCAGAUUCAUGAAACAUUAUUACCUAAACAAUUGUAUUUAGUCGGUAAAGUAAUCCCCGCUAACAAAACGCUUUUAUAUGAGGCACAUUAGCUCGCAUGUAGCCUGAAUUAGCACAAAUUGAUGCAACACCACUUAAAUGAAAACAACUCAACAAAAUUUGAGGCACUUGUAUGUCGAGUUAUAAUAUGAACAUAACGAGUUAUAAUAUGAACAUAACGCGAGAUUGCGAUAUUGUCAUUCGCAGCUCGUACGGGUUUCCCAAGUAGUCGAGCCGAGGGCGAGAUUGCGACCGCACGUAGCGUGUGUAAUUAUGUAGCAAUAGCAUAUGUUGCUAGACACUCGGUGGCCACACUUGCUGAUCAAGCUCACACACCCUUCCUGCCAAACGUCUCUUCCACAGGAUUGUGAAAAAGGGCAGAGGCCAAGUUGAGCUUGUAGUGGCUUGUCUACGACUGUUCCUGUUUUCCGCAACGUAGCGAGCGGUUUGUUUUGGUCCCGUCUAAAAAUAAUAAUCAAAGAAGGCUCGUCGAAAGGGACUGAAAACACACUUGAAACAAUUUGGCCAGCAAAAUUCUGUUUUGUUUUGUGCGAGGAGUGUUGUAGAGGUGGUUUCCCUUUUUCAAAUAAAGGUCUGGUUUCACUCAGGCUUGCUUGAUGGCUCCCUCAUGGCCUCGCCUUACGUUGGGCAUUCAAGGGAAGGCUGGGCCUUGGCCCUUAAGGCACACACAUGCACAUUAGCACCACACGCUAAAUGCUGCCUUUCAUAGUGCAUAAAAAAAAAAAAAGUCCUGACUACAUGGGGCAGCAUGGUGGUUAGCAUGUCUGCUUCACAGAUCUAAGGUUUGGGAUCCAGUUCUUAGAUCUGGACUUUUUGUGUUCUGGUUUAGGGAUUUUCGAAGAUACGAAAUCGUGUGUGAAUGUUGUUCGGCUUCUGUGAUUGGCUGUCGUACCGCACUUCUCUCUCACACUCAUCUAGGAUAGAACUCACAGCUUAAUGAGGACAAGCGCGAUAGUAAAUCGAUAUUUCCUCGUCCUAACUUUUUUGAAUGGCUGACCAAUAGACAGUUAUUAUCGCUGACAUUGCCCUCCUAUGCAAAACGAUACCCGCGGCCUGUGAGCCUGAAGUGACGCAAAAUACACAAAGAUGAAAAUAUUCCAAAAAUGUCCGUCUUUUUGUACAGGUGCAGUCAGAACAAAUAUUUCUCUCUUUACUGUUGGUCACAAUGGUCACAAAUAUGGAAAGGACCAUUUCAAGAUUGCCACCAUUUUUCCUGACGAUAAAUUCCAAAAUCCAUUUUCGUCGAAAAUGUCACCAGUAAAGUAUUUAUUAUUCAUGACGACCCACCCUUGGCUCAUCCCCUGGGACUUCAACUGAGCUUUCCGUAACCUGUUUUAGCCUCCAAUGAGCUAAGCCUAGCUCCUCCCUGCCAUCUCAUUAAUCUCUCACACAUCAUCCAAUCCCACUUUUUUUUUUUCUCUCCCUUCACUGCGGCGGUGCGUUCGGCAGCGAAAUAGUAACCCGGCUGAGAGAACACGUGUAUCAUGAAAACAACUUGCACAUCCGCCAGAGAGAGAGGGAGAGAGCGAGGCGGCGCUUUGGGGGAUGUGCCAUUGUAGCAUCGUUGGCUUUAGCGCCAUUACACAUCGUGGAAGACGACGCGACGUGAAGAAAGGCUGAAAUUCCGACAAUUUGGAAAAGUUGAAAUAAAACAAGGUGUCAUCACCAUUCAUUGAUGAUCCAAAUAAUUUGAAAUUCGAAUCGCCACCUCCUCUAUUGUUUUCAAAACGGGAGCCUGCUUAAUGUAAAGCCAGAGUGAUUUGUUCCGGACAGAAGCGCCUGUCACGGCGCUUCCCCCCACUCUGUGCCUUCGGAGGUCUUCAGCUCCGACGGUUGCCACGGCGACCUCAUUGUCUGCCGCCCACCUUUGACCCCGCCUGCCUACUCUGACGGCGUAUUCUCAGGGUCAUAAUGAGGCUUAGCCAGAGAUAAACGGCGGACACGCACCACUGCCGCUCUGUAAGACUCUGAACUCAGUAACCUGCGUCCAGGUAAUUAGGCCAAACUAGAAUCUGUUAUAAUGAUACAAUUGAUUAUCCUAUCCAAUAAUCGGCUGAAAUUUAAUGAAAGGACUGAAACCAUUGCGUCAAGGUCCGGGUGUUUUCUCGAUCAGCUGAAGGACGCACGUGUGCGCCGUUCAUCGCCGAAGCAUGUGGGACAGAAGGCGAGCCCGCCUUGCCCGCUCGAAUGUCAGGGACGCUGCCAAAGUUAGCGCCGAGCCAACCCGCUAUGAGUCUACCUCGGACUGGUUCAUUACGGCAACCCGACGGUUUCCUUUCAAGCCAGUCCAAGCCAAUUAGCUGGAAUUGAGCUCUGCAAGGUAUACACAUGCAAGUAACAGCCGCACUGCUUGCUGCUUGGGCCCAGAAAAGAGCAGAUGAAGAGGAAAUGUCUCUUUUAUGGGACUCUCAGUUCUUCUGCCAGAGCCCAGUAAACAUGAGCGCAGAUGGACUGCUGAGUAGGCAACCCGAGAUGUCGCUCCGAUGCGGCCGAAGCCAUUAACGCUAAGUUAAAAUGCUUUCCUCAAUAAAAAAAAAAAAACAAUCUAUAGACAAUGAUGGUGCAGAUGGAUACGUAGUUUUAGUCCUCCUACAUUUACCCACCGAUACCAAGUACCGAUACUUCCAAUACUUCAAUUUUAAUUUAACGCAGGACAAAAAGAAAAAAGGGAAUAUUCGGAUUAUAAUCGAUAUAGCGAUUUUUUUUAUUGUGCCACAGGUAUUGGUGGCUGGUAUUGGCAGUUUCUAUAAGUACUCGAUACCUUAAAAUAAAGCUGCUAUCUGUGGCUCUCCUUUCCCAUCACAGUCACUACUGUCAUGAAAGAUCACUUACAAAAAGGCCACGUUAGCAUUCAGCUAAUGAUAAACGCAACCAAAAAUCUCACGUCGUCUAUAGUGCGAGUUUUAUUUCUCAUCCUCCACUUAUACAAUGCAUUUGCGCUUUCAACACACGUGUGCACAUGUGCUGACUCACCAUAACACAAACCCCAAAAGCCUUUUUCCACUCGACUCGCGAGCAGCCACGAGGCCCCCGGGGGGUUGGGGGAGUUGCCUGCCUGCAUAGUUUGCGCAUGUGUGUUUUUGUGUGUCUCUGGGUCAACGCGUUCAUUUGCGUAUACUCAACUGGCGUUCAGCUUGUCCUUCACAAGGAGGGUUAGCAAAUAUUAUAUUUCUUAACAUUGUCAUCACUGGGUGAAUUAUAAUGUAUAGGGGAUCAUGUAUAGUUAGCUCUUUCCACCGCACCCUUCAUUUGGAGCUUUUAAACUUGCCACAUGUUGCUUUCUCCAACAAGCAGCCUGGCUCUUGUUACGAAAAAGGAGUUUGGACAUGAAUCACCUUCAAAUGCAUUACACGCGAGCGGCUCAACAGCAACAGUCGCCCGAACAUCUGGCGGGCCGAAGCCCACUGGAGCCCAGCCCAGUAAAACGUGACCGUUGCCAACGGUUGUCAUUAAUGCCGCAGCUAAUGUCAACGUGCCUCUCAUUGGCUAGCGAGUGGUGACAACCGCAAGCAAACAGGAAAGCACACAUUUCAGUCUAAAAAUAAUCCGUGUUAAUCGAGCAAACACUUUCAUUUCGCAAAGCGAGGAAGGUGGGGAAAGUUUAUUUUUGAGUUGAAAGGUUUUUUUUUGUGUCACUCAAGAUGAAGCAUUUGAUUGAUACCACUCAGACUUUUCUUAAUUUAAAUUACGAGUUUCCUUCAUCUAGCCACUAACAUAUUCAAGAAUGCUGUUUUUUUCUUUGUUUUGCUGUUUUUCGACAUGGCCAAAAUGGAUUAAUGCCAAUCCCAUUUAUUUCAAUAGAGUAAGAUGAUUUGAGACGCAACUAUUUCACUUUGAAAUGAAGUUAUCCCACCAAAUUUUGUGCUAGAUCCAAAUCACAUCAAAUUGACUACAACUUACUAUAAACUAAGAAGUAUUUCAUUUCCUCUGCCGUUGUAUUGCACAUACAAUAACAUUUCACAAUUUGGCUUUGGUAGUCAAUCAUCACAGUUUUUGUUUGUCUUUGUGUACAGUUAGUAGUUUUUCUGCCAUUGUCAAACCUGUUCGGCAAGCUUUAACACUUCCCGGUUUUAUUGCAGCUCAUCCGGAACUAACACGAGACAGCAUCAGCAAUUUUUUUGAUACACACUCAGAUUGCAGGAUUGCGAUCAUCUCCGGACAACCAUUUCUGGUAUUAUCUCGAUUUAUCCUCAUCACCGACAGGUUACACUUCGAGCAUUAUAAGGCCGUACAUUGACUGACUUCCAAGUCGGGCUGUUUCCUCUACUGCGCUCAGCAGAGCGCAAUCAUUUCCUCUGUGUGUGUUGCAUAUUGUUUUCCUCCUCGAUGAAACGCUCAGCUGAGGCGGCCUCACCGGAGUGUUACGCACUGACGCAUGCUUGAGUUCUUCUGAUGGUGUCCCGCAGGUGGUUCCACAAAGUGGGUCGUUCAAUGGCAAAGGGGAGGCACAGAUGGAUGUCACCCACACGGCGGCAGAGGAGGACGAGGAGGAGGAAGGCCAUAUACGACAUACAAAAACUCCUCCCGGCACACAUCGCCGCAACCUGGACCUCGGCGGACGCCCGGCACUUAUUCAGCGAGAGCUCGGGUUGCAGCUGAGCAACAUUGCACUUCACCAACAACAUGUACGCUCUUCUGUGAAUUUCCACAACGGGAUUUCGGGAAACCCAACUAAACCUAACGGUGCUAAUGUGACCGGUGAUCACGCUGAUCUGAAGUCAUAUCACAGGGCUAAGAUGGCCUUAGAGCCUCAACGGAGCAUAAUCGCCAGUAUCCCCUCUCAAAACGGACCCAAGACUCCCGACACGUCGGCCCCAUUGAAGAGGAUCAAACUGGAAGAGGAUGAAGAAGCAAUCGCCGCGCAUUUUAGCGACAAAGAUGAUGUCUGCGAAGACCCGUUGUCCACGUUAGCGGCGGUGGUUUGUCUGUCCGUCACGGAGAGACGAGGGCUACAGGAGAAACUCUUCAGCUCACGUCCUUCCGCUCUUCGGUCCAUCAAAACCGAACUGCCGGAUCUGCAUUUCAUCAAGGAAGAGUCCGAGGACUUGAGGAAUGACUUUUGUCACUCUCGGGGGAGCCUACCGAGGACUCCCCAAACGAUCAAAAGUGAACCGCCUUCGAAUGACCUGUUACCAAGCGUUCAGUCUUUGGCAGAGAAGAGGAAUCUUAGUUUUGACCAGGCUAUCGCCAUUGAGGCCUUAACUCAACUGGCAGCUAUACCUCAGCACACCCCGAUGUUUAUUAAAACCGAACGAAAGUGUGAACCUUCUGAAGUCACCCUGCAAGAAACCUCAACGCAAGAAGCCAAACCCACAGCAGAAAUCCGCUACAACAAAGUUUCGGUCAUUAGCUCACCGGUUCACCAGACGUCGGUGAUACGCCCACCCGUGGCCAGACACGGUAACGUCAUCCAACGGUGCCAGGGCACGAGGCCGACUGAACGGGGCAACGGAGCGCCCUGCAGGAGGCCGUACCAAAGCUUCGGUUCUCGUGUUAUCAAGUCAGAAUACGACAACUCGGAUCCGAGCAGCGUAAAACUGGGUAAAGACCACGAGCGUCACUUUUGGGAGGACCGCGAGAGACCCAAGAUGAUUAGGAACCGAGACGAGGAGGAGGUGGCCGCCCAAUUGGCCAACUUGGCUUUCAUCAUCCAGUCCCGUCAGAGCCAGCUACCCGGGGCCAAUCACGUAAAGGGGACUCCCGUGUCAGCGAUCAGAUACAACUACCACUCACAGUUAUCCCCUGGUCAGAAAAAGACCCCCGUAAAGAAAGCUAAAACAACCCCUUCAAAACCCAGGAAGAAGAAGAGUAACGAGGCACCACAGGAAGGAAUCAACCGCCGGACCCCUCUCUCAAAACGCAUGGCAAAUGGAGAUGCGGCUCAUCGAAGCAGAGGAAAGAAAACCCCUCUGCCUGGCAAAUCCGCUCCCCCUCAUAGGAGGAAUCUGUUCCUUCCUCAGGCCCAGAUUGACCUGAAGAGAUACCUGGCUGAAGCCCAGGAGGAAGCAAAGCAACUGGUCCGUCACAGUACUCAGACUCACCACUACAGGACCAACCAGAGCCCGGACCCAGAGAACCAGCUUUUGUCAUAUGUGCACAACCCACUCCACCAACACAAUCCUGCCGCAGGACCGGGGCAGGAGAGGUGUUUGUCAACUCAGGUAGCGCAGCCCCGCGAAGGGCUGCCGUACGGUGCUGAUCCCGGGGUGACGCACCUCGGCCACGCCGCCGACCCUGGUCCCGCCGACAGCCUCUUUGGUGCUCGACAGUCUCCCCCUCCAAGCCAGCAAAGCUACUACAAGCUGGAGAGGUCGGGGCCUGUCACCGUCUUAUCUACAUCUGCCGACGGAGACGCGGGCCACUCGGCGGAGUCCACUCCAUCCAAGCACAGCGUCAACUGCUUCCUGGAGUCGCCCAUGGCUUUUCUGGACACCCCGACAAAGAAUCUGCUCAACACGCCCUCCAAAAAGCUAUCUGACCUUCCUUGCUGUCAAUGUGUGGACCAAAUCAUUGAAAAGGAAGAAGGUCCUUACUACACUCACCUUGGCGCAGGACCCAGUGUUGCAGCAGUGAGGGAACUGAUGGAGACCAGAUAUGGCGCCAAGGGAAACGCAGUCCGGUUGGAAGUUGUUGUCUACACUGGAAAAGAAGGAAAAAGCUCCCAGGGAUGCCCAAUUGCAAAAUGGGUGGUCCGGCGAGGCAGCGAGGAGGAGAAGCUGUUGUGUUUAGUGCGGCAGAGGCCGGGGCACUACUGCGACACCGCCGUGCUGGUCAUCCUCAUCCUGGCGUGGGAGGGAAUCCCGAGGGCGGUGGCGGACCACCUCUACCAGGAGCUCACAGAUACCCUCUUCAAAUACGGCUCGCCCACCAGCCGACGCUGCGCCCUUAAUGAAGAUCGGACCUGCGCCUGUCAGGGGUUGGACCCGGAUACCUGCGGGGCAUCCUUCUCCUUCGGCUGCUCGUGGAGUAUGUACUUCAACGGCUGCAAGUUCGCCCGUAGCAAAGUGCCGCGCAAGUUUCGCUUGCUUGGUGACUACCCGGAGCAGGAGGAGAAGGUAGAGAAAAACCUUCAGAGUCUCGCCACUGACCUUGCACCACUGUACAAGUGCCUCGCUCCUGAAGCCUUCCAGAACCAGGUGGAGCAAGAGGAGAAGGGUGACUCUUGUCGGCUCGGCUGGAGGAAGGGACGUCCUUUUUCGGGAGUCACGGCUUGUGUGGACUUCUGCGCCCACGCUCACAAGGACAACCACAACAUGAAUAACGGCAGCACUGUGGUUUGCACUUUAACAAAGGAAGAUAACCGCGCGGUUCGGAAUAUACCGGAAGACGAGCAGCUCCACGUUCUUCCGCUCUACAAGAUCACCGACAGAGACGAGUUUGGUCGCGUCGAAGGACAGUGGGCCAAGAUCCAAACCGGUGCCCUUCAGGUUCUGUCAUCUUUCCCGAGAGAGGUGCGUCUGCUAGCUGAGCCGGUGAAGUCAGCUCGCAAGAUGAGGCAAGAAGCUCGUUUGAAAGCUCAAGCCGAGAAGCUGGAGAAGAAGCUCGGCUUGAGCCCACUCACUCCCACUAAAGUCAAGCGAGAAACCCCCACCAAAGGUGAGCAACAUGCCCUUUACAACAAAGCAUCGCCUCGUCCCGCCAACGUGGACCGGUGCCAGGCCAGCACUUACAGUCCAAGCACCAGCAACUACCACCAACAGAGGGACCUCAUGUCACCCAACCACCACCAGCCCGGCUUCCCGUUCGGACCAAACCGCUCGGUCCCGCCGUAUCAGAGCACCGGCGACGCGGUGAACGGCUACCCCGCCGGCUUCCCUCGUACUUUUAAAAGUGAGCCUGGCGAGAUGCUCUCCCCUCCGCGGAGACCCUCGACUAGCGGGAGCGCCCCUCCGUCUUCCACCUUCUCCCCUCAACUUACCUCUGAGGGUCUCUACAGCAGGCUGAACGGACUCCACGGCUUUGAGGAGGAAGUGAAGCAGGAGGAGGUGUGGUCGGACAGCGAGCACAACUUCCUGGACCACGACAUCGGCGGCGUGGCGGUGGCGCCCUCGCAUGGCUCCAUCCUCAUCGAGUGCGCGCGGCGGGAGCUGCACGCCACCACGCCCAUCCUCAAACCCGACCGCCGCCACCCCACGCGCAUCUCCCUGGUCUUCUACCAGCACAAGUCCCUCAACGAGCCGGGCCACGGGAUGGCCAUGUGGGACGCCAAGAUGGCCAAGAGGGAGCGGGAGAGGGAGGAGGAGGAGGAAGAUGAAAGACUGAGGAUGGAGGGAGGCGGGAGCGGGUUAGGAGGGGAGACAAAGGAGGGGGCGGGGUUAGACGGGCAGGAUGCGUGGAAGACCAGGGACAUCCCCACGCGGCAAACGUGGACACUACCGAGAGACGGGGUCAUCACCGUGUCCCCUUACGCCCUCACACAAGUGACAGGUCCUUACAACAGCUGGACUUAGGCAACACACACACACGCCCACACACACACACUGUGCUUAUUUAUGCCUUACCUCAAUCAACUUGAGACUGCUUGUCAUUUAUUUUCUACCUGGUUUUAAUCACGCUCUUCAAAAAGCCGCUUGAGUAUUUAUUAUACAUCCUUAAUUUUAAGAUGAAUGUUUUUUUUCUUGUGCUCACUCGUAAGACAAGCACGGUAGCAGAAUGUCUGUCUCGAUAGAAUUUUUUUUUUAUUAUUCCUAUUCGUGCUACUAGUACUACCUGAAGCUUGUUAUCGAAUAGGAAAAAUCUUCCACAACUUUCCAUAUUAAAAGAGAACGGAUGUGCACAGGUUCACCACACGAAAGCCGUUGGUAUGCCAAAGUUGUCAAACGAGCGUGCAGAAACGUCAUGUAGCAGUGGGAUAAAAAAAAAUAUUUGUAAGAGAAAUUUGUUAUACUAGUGUUCUGAAGUCGUACUCGUUUUCUGGUAGGGGAAAAAAAACGACACAGUCAUUAUAGGAUAUCGAAUAAAUACUCAACCGGCUCGCUUUGUGCUCCCUCGUCUUCCUCUGAUUUUUUUUUUCCCAUUUAACUGUGAGUUUUGUGUUUAUAAAAGAGAUGGUGCUUUGAAGCAAUUUUUUUCCAACUGCUUUUAUAUAUACAGUAUACAUACAAUCUAUAUGUAUACACAUGAUAAAGAACAAAAAAAGGUGAUUAUUAUUUAUUUCUGAUCAUUUCUAUUUAAUUCCUGGUGUUAAGCCUGUUUACUGCAAGAUAACCUGUUGCUUCAGAAUCAGAAUGACGCUGGUACCUUGCUUUUGUUUCGAGUUCAGUGCCAUUCUCACUGUGCACACAUCACGCUUCUAUUUUACUCGGGAUGAGCUCAUGUAGCAAACUGGCUUCACGCAUGAAAGAAACUGAUUUGUCGUCUGGAAGGUUUCUCAGAAGCACUUUUUUUUUUCUCCAUUUUCUCUCAAGCCUCACUUGAAAAAUUGUCCCAAACCUAAUUAUGUAUGUACAGAUAGGGAUUUUUAUAUAUGAAUAUAUUUUACAGUAUUCUUCCUUUUUUUUUUUUUUUAACACUUAGCAUUCAAAGCAAUUAUGAUUUUUUUUGUCUACAACAAAGUGCUUAUCAUGACUGGCACUUAUUUUAUGUGUUCACUUUCUUGGAAAAUUGGAAUUAUCAGAGUUGGGAUGAUAGGAUUUUGGAACUUUUUCUGACUCGCUGUAUAUUUGAUUGAUGCCUGUUGAAACGCCAACAUGUUGCCAGUUUGUACUGGACAGUGCAAACAUAUUGAUUUUCACCAUCUUAACCCAAUUUUAUUUUUUAAAUGUUGACACCAUCUAAGCAAUUUCAGACAAUUUCACACUUCCUUCACAGCAUAUGACGGAGUCUAAAUAAGGUGAUUUUGUUUUAUUUUAAAUUGUCAUUUUAAGGACUCUUGAUCGAAUUCUGUACAAAUGUCACACGGCUGGUGCUGUAAUUUCUUCGUGGUGCUCAUAGGACAAGUUAGUUCACUGACUCAACUUGGUUUUAUACAAUAUAGAUGGUGCUCUUUUUAAAAUGAAAAAAAAAAUGUAUUGGAGUCUCUACAAAUGUAGUUUUAAUGCUGUUGCAACACACACUUGAUCAUGAUGUAUUUUUAAAGUUAGUUCCAAUGUCUUCCGGAACAACAAACACACAAUAAAAUGAAUGUAAGCAUGUUUGAAAUCACUUGAUUUACAGGAAAACCCCUUUGCAAAUGAAAACACGUUUUGAUUUAUUUUAUCAGUCACAAUAUGACAUUUUUUUCCCAUCAAAUACAAGCUAUCACCAGCAUUAAAAAAAACUUGGGGGGGAAAAACUUUUUACUUGUUAAUAUUCUGUGUACAUACGUAUGUGAACUAUAUUGUUUUUACUGUACUGUGUGUAGACGUUGGAUGCUCUUGCUUAUUUUGCAACAGGAUUACUGUAUGUGGCAAAAAUAGAUUAUAUCCAUUUUAGACUUGAGAAGAGACUACAUUUUGCAUUUCUUUUAUGGAUGUCUGAUCUUUUGGGGGAUUGUGAAAUAAAGUCAUAUUUAUAUUUUUGACUCAA
This is a messenger RNA of Syngnathus typhle (broad-nosed pipefish), 12139 nucleotides long. It is a transcript of the gene tet1, whose product is annotated as tet methylcytosine dioxygenase 1. The coding region runs from base 6085 to 10083 and encodes 1332 amino acids. The transcript has 11 exons. Gene Ontology annotation, biological process: oxidative demethylation; positive regulation of transcription by RNA polymerase II. Gene Ontology annotation, cellular component: nucleus. Gene Ontology annotation, molecular function: DNA 5-methylcytosine dioxygenase activity; DNA binding; zinc ion binding. NCBI's taxonomy places the organism in Eukaryota, Metazoa, Chordata, Actinopteri, Syngnathiformes, Syngnathidae. The record is from RefSeq and is a predicted model, not a curated record.